Serendipita indica DSM 11827 is the source of this 1311-nucleotide messenger RNA. NCBI's taxonomy places the organism in Eukaryota, Fungi, Basidiomycota, Agaricomycetes, Sebacinales, Serendipitaceae. The record is from the annotation of a GenBank genome assembly.
AUGCCGCACAACGAAAGUUCAGCACCUGAAAAUGCCUUUUUAUUGCCGCCAGAGGAGGAUCAAGUCGAUGUAGAAGUCGGUGGCUCUGGUUUCUGGUGUCUUUGCAUCCAGCACGCAUCAAAGCAAGCCCAACUUACGAGUGGCGACAGAACGUCGGAAUAUCUAAUGUACCUCUUGCUCGUCGUCAUUUUUCAGACCACUCUUCUUCCCUCUGCCAUAUUCGGAUUCUCUGCGACUCUCAGUGGAAUCUUGCUCUCUCGCUGGGUCGGCACAUUGGUCGACAGCCACCCAAAGCUUUCGCUGGUAAGAACUUGCAUAUUCAUUCAGAAAACAUCGGCAGCAAUCGCGUAUGCAGCAUUUGCUCUUCUACUCUCAACGCCCCAGCAACCACCCAGCCUGCAAGACGAGUACAAUCUUCUCAACUAUUCUGCCAUUGUUCUCUGUGGAUGUGCAUUACGCGUGUCGACAAUAUGCAUCCAAAUAGCAGUCGAACGGGACUGGGUCACCUGUAUCGCCCACGGCUCUGACCGUGCGCUCUCCCGCCUCAACGUCUCCCUUCGUCGUGUCGACCUCUUUUGCAAUCUGACCGCUCCACUCGUUGUUUCCAUAUUCACUACACUGCUCUCCUAUCGCACAACAAGUCUCUUGAUGUUUGCCGUAUCCCUCCUCACUAUGGGGUUCGAACUCUAUUGGAUCGAUGUGGUCUAUAGCUCCUUUCCGAGGUUGCAUGCAGAACAAAGAGCGUCGGAAUCACCUUUGGAGGAACCAAGGGGAUGGAAAUCUGCUCUGGCCAACCAACUCAACGACUGGUCGGAAUUUAUUCAAUUACCCGUCUUUCUCUCCUCAGUCGCCCUCUCACUGCUUUAUAUCACCGUUCUCUCUUUCGAUGGCAAUAUGUUAGGCUACCUGAAAACUAAAAAGUUUGAAGAUUCCUUUCUAGCAGCGAUGAGAAGCCUCGGAGUCAUCACCGGUCUCCUAGGCACGUUGGUGGCGCCUGCAUUGGAAACUCGAUUGGGUUCGGCUCGCGCUGGGAGUUGGAGUAUAUGGUCAGAAGCCAUCUGCCUCGUUCCUGUAACCUUUGCAUUCGCGCAGCAACUCCGCAAAAAUGAGAAAACCUUGCCCAGCGUGAGUAGUGCUCUGAUCUUUGGAGGAAUGGCUGCCUCGAGGGUCGGUCUAUGGUCAUUCGACCUCAUUCAGCUCAAGCAACUGCAAGAAGCGUUGGUAAAUCAUCCACGGCGGAAUACACUGACUGCCCUGCAAUUCUCCAUGGCCAAUAUGGCCGACUUGUUAAAGUAUGGUUCCUGGUCCUAA